UUAAGACCUUUUUUAUACCCGAGGGCUCUGAUAGAGUAUGUUAAGACACAUCUACGGAUUAAGAAAGCGGUCCGUUAGCCUGUCAGCUAACAUGUGAUGCUUUUGCUGAUCGGACUUUCACGCCAUGAGUGUAAUAUGUGCUGCUAUAAUAUUUGCUUCUCUCCGUUGCUGUGAUGGAAACCUGCGCUUCGCCUCCUACUAUGGAGACCACAUGGUGCUGCAGAAGUCUCCACAGAGAGCUGUGCUGUGGGGAUAUGGUACUGAUGGAGCCCAAGUCACCGUCUCCUUGUCAGGACCAGUACCACAGAAAACCUCAUCAGCCCCAAUGACAGAAGGAAUUUGGCAAGUCACCCUUGACCCUGUUGUUGCUGGUGGUCCUUACAAUGUGACUGCAGCCUCCCAGAACAGCACAGUUAUUCUGACAGAUGUGCUGUUUGGAGACAUUUGGCUGUGUGGAGGCCAGAGCAAUAUGUACUUCAAAACAUCUCAGGUUUUUAAUGCGUCUGAAGAGCUGGCAAAUGCAACUAAAUAUCCUCAUCUGAGGACUUUUAUGGCAGCUUUGAAAAUGAGUGACACUGAGCUGACUGAUCUAAUCCAGGUGAAGCUGCCCUGGUCUGGGCCCACAUCCACUGCACUUCCAGGUGUUGUGGCUGAGUUUUCUGCCGUGUGCUGGCUCUUUGGACGUUACAUGUAUGACUACUUGAGGUACCCCAUAGGACUUGUGGAGUCCUGUUGGGGAGGCACACCAGUGGAAGCUUGGUCUUCUUCAGGAGCCCUGCAGAAAUGUGGACUAAAGCAAAGUGAGGACAGCCCUAAAGAGAGAAAUUCAGUUUUAUGGAAUGCAAUGAUCCAUCCACUGCUCAACAUGACCAUCUAUGGAGCCAUCUGGUAUCAAGGAGAGGCAAAUGCAGACUACCAUCAAGACAAGUACAACUGUUCUUUCCCUGCAAUGAUUGAUGACUGGAGGAAGGCUUUUCACCAGGGUUCACAGGAGCAGACAGCUCACGACUUCCCCUUUGGAUUUAUUCAACUUGACACCUACAGAAUCAACUCCACUGAUGACGGCUUUCCGGACAUCCGUUGGCACCAAACAGCAGAUGUGGGCUUUGUCCCAAAUCCCGUGAUGAAGAAAACCUUUAUGGCUGUAACGUUCGAUUUACCUGAUAAAACUUCACCCUACGGCACAAUCCAUCCUCGUGACAAGCAGGAUGUAGCUUAUAGACUGACACUGGGUGCCAGGGCAGUGGCUUAUGAUGAAGAGGACGUGCUUUUUCUUGGACCUUUCCCCAAACUAAUCUGGUCUACUGAAACAGUCAUCAACAUUACCUACGACCAGGUGGUCUCUGUCACACCAUCCAAAGACAUCUUUGAGAUCUGUUGCUCAGUAAAGCGUCCAAACGAGUCAAAGUCCCAGUGGGCUCCAGCUGCCAUUGUGAACUGGGAUCCAACUUCUAUCCAGUUAUCUGCCACUUACUGUCAGCCCCCUGAUGAAGUCACGGCUGUCCGAUAUGCCUGGAGAGAUUGGCCUUGUGACUUUAAAGCCUGUCCUGUCUACAGCGCCAGCAGGAUUUUACCAGCACCUCCUUUUAUUGUCAAUAAAGAUCCAGGUGAAGGAAACAUUUGGAAAAGCUCAAACUGAAAACUAAAACUGUGAAGUGAUUUACAAGCAAAAAGUGUUUCCAAGUUCUUUCAUGGUUAUUUCUUAGGACUGGUUUAGGGGCCUGAUAAGGAAAACACCAAUUUUCUUUUUUUUUUUUUUUUUUAAAUGACCUGAUGCAUAAACCUUUGAAAUUAAGUCAUUUUAUAUGUGACUAAUAAAAACUGCUGCGGAAGUGCAAAAAAUGUGGAUUUUAUAAUUUUUUUUACUGUAAACAAUCUGUACUGCAGUUUAAAAAAAAAUA
Melanotaenia boesemani (Boeseman's rainbowfish) is the source of this 1901-nucleotide messenger RNA. It is a transcript of the gene siae, whose product is annotated as sialic acid acetylesterase. The transcript has 10 exons. Gene Ontology annotation, biological process: carbohydrate metabolic process. The coding region runs from base 125 to 1639 and encodes 504 amino acids. Gene Ontology annotation, molecular function: sialate O-acetylesterase activity. Lineage: Eukaryota; Metazoa; Chordata; Actinopteri; Atheriniformes; Melanotaeniidae. The record is from RefSeq and is a predicted model, not a curated record.